UAUUAUUCUAAAUUCAAUAGAAAUUGAUAGAUUGUAGUUUAACACAUUUAAGAAUAUAAUAUGGGUGAUAACAUGCAAGUAGAUACGCCCGAGAUAGACGAAGGUUUAUACUCGAGGCAAUUGUAUGUUUUAGGUAAAGAAGCUAUGCUUAAAAUGCAAAAUGCCAAUGUUCUUAUAAUUGGUUUAAAAGGUUUAGGUAUUGAAAUUGCUAAGAAUGUUGCCCUUGCUGGUGUCAAAUCUUUAAGCUUGUAUGAUCCUGGAUUGGUUGAAAUUCAAGAUUUGUCUAGUCAAUUCUUUUUAGAAAAGUCUGAUAUCGGUAAAUCUAGAGCUGAAGCAUCAGCUCCAAGAUUAGCAGAAUUAAAUCUGUAUGUUCCAAUUAGUAUCCUUUCUGAUUUAAGUCUGAAUUCUUUAGCUAAUUUCAAAUGUAUUGUAUCCACCAAUAUUUCUUUGGAAGAACAAGUUAGAAUAAAUACUUUUACUCAUCAACAUGAUAUUGGUUAUAUUAAUGCUGAUAUUAGAGGAUUAUUUGGUCAAUUAUUCGUUGAUUUUGGAUCUAAAUUCACAAUAAUUGAUCAAACUGGCGAAGAACCUUUGACUGGGAUUGUAUCUGAUAUUGAACCUGAUGGAACUGUAACUGUUCUUGAUGGUAAUAGACAUGGUCUUGAAGAUGGCGAUUUUGUAAAAUUCGCUGAAGUUGAAGGUAUGCCAAAAUUAAAUGAAGGUAACCCACAUAAAGUUGAAGUAUUAGGUCCAUAUGCCUUUAAGAUUAAAGUUGAUGAUUGUUUUGGAACUUAUAUUAAGGGAGGUUUAUAUACUCAAGUUAAAGUUCCAAAGGAAGUAUCUUUCGAAUCAUUAACUACUCAAUUAGCAAAUCCUGAAUUUGUUAUUUCCGAUUUUGCUAAAUUCGAUAGACCAAGUCAAUUACAUUUGGGAUUCCAAGCUUUACAUGCUUUUCAAACAAGACAUAAUCAAUUACCAAGAUCAUUCCAUGAAGAAGAUGCUAAUGAAUUAUUAAGAUUAACUGAAGAAGUUGCAACUCAAUAUCCAUCUGUUUUAGGUGAAGAAAAAAUUAAUGAGAAAUUAAUUAAAGAAUUAUCUUAUCAAGCUAGAGGUGAUAUUCCAGGUGUUACUGCAUUCUUUGGAGGUUUAAUUGCUCAAGAAGUUUUAAAGAAUUGUUCAUCAAAAUUCGGACCUGUAAAGCAAUGGUUAUACUUUGAUUCAUUAGAAUCUUUACCAUCAGCAGAAAAAUAUCCAAGAACUUCAGAAACCACUAAACCUUUAGGUACUAGAUAUGAUGGUCAAAUUGCUGUUUUUGGUAAGGAUUUCCAAGAAGAUAUCUCAAAUUUGAAAGUUUUCUUGGUUGGAUCUGGUGCUAUUGGUUGUGAAAUGUUAAAGAAUUGGGCUAUGAUGGGUCUUGGAUCAGGUCCAAAUGGUAAAAUUUAUGUUACAGAUAAUGAUUCAAUUGAAAAAUCCAAUUUAAAUCGUCAAUUCUUAUUCAGACCAAAAGAUGUUGGUAGUAAUAAAUCUGAUGUUGCUGCUAAAGCAGUUCAACAUAUGAAUCCUGACCUUAUUGGUAAGAUUGAUUCUAAACUUGAUAAAGUUGGUGCUGAAACUGAACAUAUUUUUAAUGAUGCUUUCUGGAAUAAUUUGGAUUUUGUUACUAAUGCCUUGGAUAAUGUUGAUGCUAGAACUUAUGUCGAUCGUCGUUGUAUUUUCUAUAAAAAACCUUUAUUGGAGUCUGGUACUUUAGGAACCAAAGGUAAUACUCAAGUCAUUAUUCCAAACUUGACAGAAUCUUAUUCUUCUUCACAAGAUCCUCCUGAAAAAUCAAUUCCAUUAUGUACUUUAAGAUCUUUCCCAAAUAAAAUAGAUCAUACUAUUGCUUGGGCAAAAUCAUUAUUUCAAGGUUAUUUUGCUGAUUCACCUGAAACAGUUAACUUAUAUUUGAGUCAACCAAACUUUGUUGAACAAACUUUAAAGCAAAAUCCAGAUAUCAAAGGUACAUUGGAAAACAUUUCCACUUAUUUAAAUAAACGUCCAUACAAUUUUGAUGAUUGUGUGAAAUGGGCACGUCUUGAAUUUGAAAAUAAGUUUAACCAUGAUAUUUUACAAUUAUUAUAUAAUUUCCCUAAAGAUGCCACCAAUUCACAAGGUGAACCAUUCUGGACUGGUCCUAAGAGAGCUCCAGAACCUUUGGUUUUUGAUAUUAAUAAUACUGAUCAUUUCAAUUUUGUUGUUGGAGGUGCCCACUUAUUAGCCUUCAUUUAUGGAUUGAAAGCUCCAGAAAACAGCUUUGAAUAUUAUGAAAAAGUUUUAAGUUCUGUUGAAGUCAGUCCAUUUGUUCCAAAAUCAGGUAUUAAAAUUGCUGCUACUGAUGCUGAAGCUGAAGAAGAAGCUAAUAGACUUUCUGGAGGGUUUGAUGAUGAUGAAGUUAAGAAGAUUGCUGCUACUUUACCAGAACCAAGUACUUUAGUUGGUUAUAGAUUAAUUCCUGUGGAAUUUGAAAAGGAUGAUGAUACAAAUCAUCAUAUAGAAUUUAUAACUGCUGCUUCCAAUUGUAGAGCAUUAAAUUAUUCUAUUGAAACAGCUGAUGCUCAUAAGACUAAAUUUAUUGCUGGUAAGAUUAUUCCAGCUAUUGCAACAACAACUGCCUUAGUAACUGGUUUAGUUUGUUUGGAAUUAUAUAAAGUUGCUGCAAAGAAUGAUGAUAUUGAACAAUAUAAGAAUGGAUUUAUUAAUUUGGCUUUACCAUUUAUUGGAUUUUCUGAACCAAUAAAAUCUCCACAAGCCAAAUAUAAUGAUAAAUCAUUCGAUCAAAUAUGGGAUAGAUUUGAUUUGGAAGGUAAUAUUACUUUACAAGAAUUACUUGAUCACUUUGUUGAAAAGGAAGGUCUUGAAAUUUCUAUGUUAUCAUAUGGAGUUUCCUUACUUUAUGCUUCUUUCUUCCCUCCUAAAAAGGUUAAAGAAAGAUUAAAUCUUAAGUUAACUGACUUAAUUAAACAAGUAAGUAAGAAAGAUAUUCCAGAACAUGUUAAUUACUUAAUCUUUGAAAUUUGUGCUGAUGAUAAAGAAGGUGAAGAUGUUGAAGUUCCUUAUAUUUGUGUAAAACUUUAAAUUAAUUGAUCUAUAUAUUAUAUUUAAUUUAGAACUGGCUCUAAUAUAAAUCUAGAUUAAACCAUUUGUGAUUUUAUAUAAUUCACC
Molecule: messenger RNA, 3201 nt
Organism: Scheffersomyces amazonensis
Lineage: Eukaryota; Fungi; Ascomycota; Pichiomycetes; Serinales; Debaryomycetaceae
Gene: UBA1
Product: E1 ubiquitin-activating protein
Exons: 1
Coding region: 61-3114 (1017 amino acids)
Biological process (GO): ubiquitin-dependent protein catabolic process; protein ubiquitination; DNA damage response
Cellular component (GO): cytoplasm; nucleus
Molecular function (GO): ubiquitin activating enzyme activity
Source: RefSeq, a predicted model, not a curated record